AUGAUUCUAUUUACCGGUUCCAAAUCUAGAUCAUUGCUCGAUGUGCGAUUUCCUCAAUGGCGACGGCUCUUCUCGCAAAGUGUGACUCGAAAGUCCCCAGACCCGCUGCGCAUUCUCUUCUGCGGAUCCGAUGAGUUCAGUUGCGCAUCUCUGAAAGCUCUCCACGAAGAGCAUCGUCACAAUAAGAACCUUGUAGAGUCGUUGGAUGUUAUGGUUUUGCCACCACGACGCAUGGGAAGAGGUUUCAAAACACUGAGAGAAGUACCUUGUAAGUUACUUGCAGAAAACUUGAGAUUGAAUAUUCACCAGCGCAAAACCUUCACAGGAUGGGAUCUCCCUGAAGGAACAAAUCUUGUGAUAGCAGUGUCCUUCGGACUGUUCGUCCCGCCCAGGAUCUUAACUUCGGCCAAAUACGGUGGACUCAACGUGCAUCCUUCUCUGCUACCUGAUCUUCGUGGGCCUGCUCCGAUCCACCAUGCGAUUCUCCAAGGAUAUGACUACACGGGAAUCUCAUUGCAAACACUAGACCACAGAAUCUUCGAUCAUGGAACUAUCCUGUCUCAAACCUCUCGUCCUGGAAUAUCGAUACCUCCAGACUGUACCGUCCAAGAACUGACGAGCCUCCUAGCACCAAUUGGGGCGCAAAUGUUAAUUCAAGGUCUGCGAGAUGGAGUCUAUGUGCCGCUUCGCCAGAAUACAGAAUGGAGAGCAGAAGAGCUGAGCGACGAGCAGCUCGUACACGCGCCCAAGCUCACAAAGGCUGAUGGACGUAUAAAAUGGACUCAGUGGACAGGGGACGACAUUGUGCGAAGGAUACGAGUUCUUGGGUCUGUAUGGACUCAUGCUGUCAACAAGAAGGGUGAUAAAAAGCGUUUGAUUUUCCAAGAUGUCGAGACCAUAUCCUCAAAGGAUAUCGGGAACCAUGGAGCAAAAGUCCGCCUCCUUGAAGACACUGGGGUUGUCCUGGAGACUCUGGUUUGGGAUCAAGGCGAUGGAAGUUGUGCCAUACGCACUCUGGACGAUAGCGUAAUUCGCGUGAAGAAGAUUAAGGAGGAAGGGAAGUCGCAACGUGAUGCAAUGGCAGGACUGAGGGGCUACAUCGCUGAUGACUCAAUCUAA
Messenger RNA from Fusarium proliferatum ET1, 1119 nucleotides. RefSeq lists its product as uncharacterized. Gene Ontology annotation, cellular component: mitochondrion. Bases 1 to 1119 code for a protein of 372 amino acids. Lineage: Eukaryota; Fungi; Ascomycota; Sordariomycetes; Hypocreales; Nectriaceae. Gene Ontology annotation, biological process: biosynthetic process; conversion of methionyl-tRNA to N-formyl-methionyl-tRNA. The transcript is spliced from 4 exons. The record is from RefSeq and is a predicted model, not a curated record. Gene Ontology annotation, molecular function: methionyl-tRNA formyltransferase activity.